Molecule: messenger RNA, 3591 nt
Organism: Phlebotomus papatasi
Lineage: Eukaryota; Metazoa; Arthropoda; Insecta; Diptera; Psychodidae
Product: dynein axonemal heavy chain 2
Exons: 6
Coding region: 1-3591 (1196 amino acids)
Source: RefSeq, a predicted model, not a curated record
AUGGAAGGUGGUCAGGAUGUGCAUAGCGAAGUGAGUGUGUCCGAGGAGAGUGAUGAAGAUAAGCCAAGAGAAGUAAUUGUUGAGGAUAGUGAACCUCAAAUCCCUGUGCCACAGUACACUGACGAGGAGCUGGACAAGUUGGUGGAGUUUGUGCAGAAUAUGACCACUCUGUUUGACCUGCACGAGUCAGACUGGACAGAAGAUUGCGUUGAGACGAUCAGGAAGUGGUUCAUGAAUGUAUCUGAGCUAGUGCUGUUGAUUUUCUACGAUGGGAAUGCCCUGAGUGCAUCUUUGGGCUUCCCAGCAGCAUCAGUGCUCGAUUUCACGUACUUCCUGCGUCUGCCCGGGGAGAUCUUCGCCGUGGAUGGAUUCCAUGAUUGCGUCCAAUUUGGGACAAUGCACGAGGUGGAUGGUUCUAUGUUAGCUCUCUUGGAGAUUGUCUUCGCGCCCAUUUUUUUCGCAUAUGAACCAUGGUCAGAGAGCGUUAAGUCUGCUUGUCUUGAGGCUGUCCAUGGGUUUCUGGCCCAUGUGAGUCACUUGCAUCAUAAACUGGCAGGAUUCACGGUCCUCUACAUACCAACAGAGGGAAUGCAUUUAGAACCUCUGGAAGCUGUUAAGGAUCCUCGAUACUUGAAGCGUUUGGAAGCUGUGGCCACGCACUGGAUGACACAGAUUCGUACGGCUUUAGCUGACACGGAUCAGACGGAUCAUGACAGUGUUUGUCCAUCUGAUGAAUAUGAUUUCUGGCUUUACAGACAUGAAACACUUUUGGCACUUACAAUGCAAAUUAAAUGCCGUGAGGUGUGUCAUAUAAUGGAGAUCCUGGAGAAGUCCCAGUCAAUCUAUCGAAAGCAAUUAGCCAUCCUCUUUGAAGACUGUCAGAAGGAGCUGGAACGAGCAGAGUCGAAUUACAAAUUCCUUUCAAUCCUCGUGACUCCAAGUCAAGAACUGGAGAAUGCAUCGAAUCCCUUGGACAUUCCUGCGAUUCUGCCAAAGAUCAUGCAUUCAAUCUAUCUGAUAUGGACCCAUUCGAAGUUCUACAGUUCACCCAAGGAGAUCACUGGCCUCUUCAGGGCACUCAGCAAUCACAUUAUUCUCUAUUGUCGCACCAAAAUCGAUACAAUUGGCAUCUUGCGGGGGCGUCCCAAUGAGGGUGUCCGCGUAUGCCUGAUGGCUCUCGAUUGCUGCAUCGCCCACAGGGAGAUCUACGAGAGCAUCAAGAGACAACAUGAGGAGGAAACAUCUGGCGAAGUGGACUGGAGAAAGCUCGAUGAAGCAGCAAUUUUCAAUCAUGUGGACACCUUCAUGCGACGCCUCUGCAACAUGGUGGACAUUUGUGAGUCAAUGAUGGUCUUUGGGCGCUACAAUGAGAAUCAGAAGAUUGCGGCACCGCGAUUUGGUGGAACGCGGGGACCACAAUUCGAGAACGCCUUUGUGGCUGUCGAAAGGAUGUACAAUGAGGGCCUAGAAGCCAUCAAGAGGGAGCAUGAAGUGAUCUUCGAUGUACGCAAUAACACUUGGCAGAAAACAAUGGAAGACUUCAGAGGAAUGCUAAAGGACCUCGAAGAAAUAGUGGGAAAUUGGAUGGAUCAAAUAUUUCAGACAGUGGCAAAUGUAGAUGAAGGUGUCGAAGCUCUUUGCGCUCUGACAAACUUCUACAAUAGGAAGAGCCUGCAGCAGGCCUAUGUAGCUAAAGUAAUGCUGGUAUGGAAUCUCUUGAUCGAAGAGAUCAAUGACACAAAUGCAUAUCUCCUGGAAAAUUCCGAAACGCGUUCGUCACUUCAUCCUAAGCACGCUGGAAGAGCCAUCAUUGGGACAAUUUGUCUCAAUAAGAUCCUACGUAUUAAGAAUAUCCUGGUUGAUUCAGCUUGGAUGGUAGAUGUUCCGAAUUCUCCAGGAAUUCUAGCCCAAUUUGAGGUCAUGGAGAAGAAUGUGAAGACCCAAGUGAGGGAACUUCGGGAUCACUGGGCCAAUUCCGUCAAGGAAGAAGUGGUUCAGUGUCUUCAGAGAUCUCUCAUGCUAAGAAGUGUGUCCCGUCCGGGCCUGUUAGAAUGCAACAUUGACCGGAAGGUUCUCAAUCUUUUCGACGAUAUCAUUUACUUCCAGUAUCUGGGGUUUCCCAUACCAAUCCACUUAAACCUCUUCUUUGGGAAAUACGAAACCACAAAGAUCACAUUUGAAAGUGUUCUAACUGUUGUGCUGGAUUACAAUAGGAUCCUUACAGGAUUGUCAGACAAGGAGAGACUCUUGUUUAAGGCACUCAUUAAACUCUGUGACAAAAAAGUCACAAUGGGCAUCUACAAGCUUAACUGGGCAGGAGACUUCAGUGACAAUUACAUCCAUGAUUGUGUUAUGUACACGAGUCAGGUGCAGGAAUUUGUCAACAUCUACAAAAUGAGCAAUAACAAGAUCGUGGACAUCUGUGAGAAGAUCUGUGAUCUGCCAAUCCUAAGGAUUUCCACGGUGUCUGCAAUGGAUCUGAAGAGCGUGGAGGAGAAUAUAAUGAAUGAAAGAGAGCAAGCUCUGAUGCAGCUCACGGUUCACUACAAGGACAUCGUUGAUCACAUUGUGACGGUUUACCAGGGAUUCGAGGAUCAGAUGGAGAACAUGCUGGAAGAGUGGUCUAAGUAUGUAGAGAAGAUAGACGCCUUGGUGCUGGAGGCAUUCCAUUGCAGUGUGAAAUUUGGCCUGGAGAAUAUCUUCACUCGUAUUCAUGGCGAUGGAACUCUUGGUCCAAGUCCACUGAUAAAAGUAGAAGUGAAUCUCGUGAGCAAUCGCCUGUCUUUCACACCCUCCAUCGAUGAUGUUCUUUCGGUAAUCCUCCAAGUAUUCUCUGACAUUAUGGUGGUGCUCAAGGGAUUUCCGCGCCUCGUUCAUCAUCUGAAUCUCCCAAAGAUGGAGCAUGUCAAGAAAUUUCAUGAAAUUCUCAGCAAUGAUGAUGAAUGCUUGGGAAUAUUCUCAAAGAUUCAAGAUGAGCUGCGUCAUAUGGAGCACUGCAUGGUAACAUAUUGCGAAACAUGGGCCCCAUUCAGAUCACAGUGGGAAUUGGACAAAGAUGUGUUCAUGGACAACUACGAGGCGACAAAUCCCUCACCGGAAAUGUUCCACAUCAACAUUAAUCGUUACACCGAAGUGGCAAAUCUCAUUGCCAAUCAAGAGAAUAUUUCUCUUGUUGGAUUCUUAGCCGUGAACUCUGUUAAACUUAAGAAUACUCUUAUUGAGCAUAUUGACGAGUGGCAGGGCCGACAUACACACCUUCUCAAGACAAGAUCGUGCGCAAAGAUCGAGGAGAUUUAUGAGUAUAUGGACGAGAUGGGCAGUCAGAUUGUGGUGAAGCCAAGAAGUGCAGAGGCAAUGAGGGCUGCUCUUGAUCUUCACAGUCGCCUGAUGGAAGAAGUUCCGGAGAAAGAAGCUUCUUUCCAGAUCAUCAAGGAUCAUUUUACCACUUUAGAUAAGCACAGUAUUAGUGUAUCUGGAAAAAUUCAGAAGAUGCUUUUCAACUUGGAGGCCACAUGGGCCAUUUAUCUGGACAAGUUGAAAGACUCGGGAGAAAUGCUGAUGACGUCGAAAGAUCAAUUUUUCAUUGAAUAA